AUGGCAAUUCAAAAGCUACAAGUCGGUAUGGCCGGCCUCGGCCGAGUUGGCAAGUUCCAUGCCAUGAACUUCCUGCAGCGGACUCCCCGUGCCGAACUUGUCGCCGCUUUUACCCCGGAUCCAACUGAGAUUGUUUGGGGAAGAAUCAAUUUGGAGCCCCAUGGAGUCACUUUGUAUGACAACUACGAUGCGAUGCUCAAACACCCUGGUAUUCAAGCUGUGGCCAUUGGAACGGCGACUUCGGUCCAUGCAGAUGAAGCUAUCAAGGCUAUUGAUGCUGACUUGCACGUUUUGUGCGAGAAGCCUCUCUCAAUCCACAUCGACGUGUGCAAAGCUGUUGUAGAUGCCGCGAAGAAGAAGCCUCACCUGAAAGUGAUGUGUGGCUUUUCUCGGCGCUUCGACGAGUCAUACCGCGAGGCACACAACAAGGUCGAACAGGGACUCAUCGGUCGACCCUCGAUUAUCCGCAGCCAGACCUGUGACAAGCUUGAUCCAUCGGGGUUUUUUGUCGAAUAUGCCGCUUGGUCCGGCGGUGUCUUUGUCGAUAUGGCUGUACACGACAUUGAUCUCACACUCUGGUUCUUCGGCGAUGACAUUAUCCCCAAGAGCAUCUCUGCUCACGGAAUCACCGCUGUUCAACCCGAGCUGAAGAAGCAUAAUGAUUACGAUAAUGCUGUUGGAAUCGUGGAAUUCCAGAAUGGCAAGAUCGGUUACUACUACUGCUCAAGGAUGAUGGCCCAUGGACAGGAGGAUACCACAGAGAUUAUCGGUACUGAAGGCAAGUUGGCUGUCAACAGCAACCCUCAGCGCAACUUUGUCAACUACUACCAUGCUGGUGGUAUUACUCGCGAAGUUCCUCCCAACUUCAUGGGCCGAUUUGGUCCUGCUUUUGUGCAAGAGGCCAAUGAGUUCACUGCUGCAUGCCUGGACAACACACCGCUUCCCAUGAAAUUAAGCAACGCUGUCAAGGCCGUUGAGAUUGGAGCUUAUCUACAAGAGGCGCUAGUCACUGGGAAGCAGCUCCAUUUUGACGAAAUUGGUCGACGCAUUGAGAAAGCCCAGCUAUAG
This is a messenger RNA of Penicillium verhagenii, 1068 nucleotides long. RefSeq names its product putative NAD binding Rossmann fold oxidoreductase. Gene Ontology annotation, molecular function: nucleotide binding; oxidoreductase activity. The record is from RefSeq and is a predicted model, not a curated record. The coding region runs from base 1 to 1068 and encodes 355 amino acids. Gene Ontology annotation, biological process: NADPH regeneration. The transcript has 2 exons. Gene Ontology annotation, cellular component: cytoplasm. Lineage: Eukaryota; Fungi; Ascomycota; Eurotiomycetes; Eurotiales; Aspergillaceae.